This is a messenger RNA of Aspergillus calidoustus, 915 nucleotides long. The record is from the annotation of a GenBank genome assembly. NCBI's taxonomy places the organism in Eukaryota, Fungi, Ascomycota, Eurotiomycetes, Eurotiales, Aspergillaceae.
AUGGCGUCCGACGGGACCCCCAGCGAGUAUAUCAACCUCAUCAUCACCAGGCCCGAGACCUAUGUCUUUACAGCCUUUGCCAGCGUCACUCUCUGCUAUUCCAUCGAGCUGAUUGUCCUCACCCUCGCCACCUUCAAGCGCUAUGGCGGCGUCUACUUCUGGAGCCUGCUCGUCACCUCGUGCAGUCUCAUCGUCAAUACAAUCGGCUACCUCCUGUUCUUCUUCACCAAAGUCUCGCCCUAUCUCGCCGUCACGGUCAUCAUUAUCGGCUGGUGCUGCAUGAUAACGGGCCACUCGGUCGUCCUCUGGUCGCGUCUGCAUCUCGUCCUGCAGAAUUCGCGACUCCUCCGCGCGAUCCUAUACCUCAUCAUCUUCAAUGCGGUCACGAUGCAUACCACAACAAUUGUCCUUAUGUACGGCUCCGUCUCCACAGACACUCGCUCCACCUUCGAAAACGGAUACUAUGUUAUCGAACGCAUCCAGCUCGUCGUCUUUUGCCUGCAGGAACUGCUUUUGUCGGGUCUAUACAUUUUCGAAACGAGUCGACUCCUCCGCCUCCGCCCGCGCCGCGCACACAAAGUCAUCCUGCUCCAGCUCCUUGCGAUAAACGUGAUAAUCCUGUUCCUGGACCUCGUGAUCGUCAUCCUCCAGUUUGCAUCGCUGUAUGAGGUGCAGGUGCUGUUCAAGCCCGUGGCGUAUAGCAUCAAGGUGCGGCUGGAGUAUGCGAUCUUGGGGAAGCUCGUGCAGAUUGUGUCGAACGGUGAUGGUAUUCAGUCUGUGGCUGAUGUCGGGGGUGCCUCGCUGCCUACGAUGACGCCGAUGACGGAGACGGAGACGAUGCCGUCGUGGCCUGCUGUUGAGAGUACGGAUUCAAGCUGUAGAAGGGGAGAAGUGCAGGUUGCGGAGGGGGUUUGA